AUUUUGGCUCAAGAAUGAGGAGGUGGAUCAAGGCGCCGUGAUGCCGCCUUUGUCGGAUGCUGCUUUUCGGUAGGGGGUCUCGGGAAGGCGCCGUUCCCCUCCGAGUGGCAAUCGAGACGCGUGGUCGGACAAGACAAUGGAGCGCCGCACUGCAGCUGCUGCGCGAAGGAGUCCAGCUGGGUGUGCAAGUCUUUCCAUGCCACUACGUUGCGACUGUCGGCGCAUGCAGACGUGGCGGGCAGUGGCAGCACGCACUCUCGGUGCUCAGUGAGAUGUGGGAUGCUAAGCUGGAGCCCAACCUCAUCAGCUACAGUGUUGGGAUCAGCGCGUGCGAGAAGGGUGAGCAGUGGCAGCGGGCUCUGGCGCUGCUGAAUGAGAUUUGGGAGGCGAAGCUGGAGCACAACGUCAUUAGCUACAACGCUGGGAUUAGCGCGUGCGAGAAGGGCGAGCAGUGGCAGCGGGCGCUGGCGCUGCUCAGCGAGAUGCGGGAGGCGAAGGUGGAGCCCAGCGCCAUCAGCUACAACGCUGGGAUCAGCGCGUGCGAGAAGGGCGAGCAGUGGCAACGGGCUCUGGCGUUGUUCGGCGAGAUGCGGGAGGCGAAACUGGUGCUCGACGUUAUCAGCUACAAUGCAGCGAUCAGUGCGUGCGAGAAGGGUGAACAGUGGCAGCGGGCGCUAGCGCUUCUCAGCGAGAUGCGUGAAGCGAAGGUGGAGCCCGACGUCAUCAGCUACAACGCUGGGACCAGCGCGUGCGAGAAGGGCGAGCAGUGGCAGCAGGCUCUGGCGCUGCUGGGCGAGAUGUGGGAAACGAAGUUGGAGCCCGACGUCAUCAGCUGCUCUGCAGGGGUCAGCGCGUGCGAGAAGGGCGAGCAGUGGCAGCGGGCUCUGGCGCUGCUGAGCGAGAUGCGGGAGGCCAAGCUAGAGCCCGUGUCCUUCAGCUACAGUGCUGGGAUCAGCGCGUGCGAGAAGGGCCGGCAGUGGCAGCGGGCGCUGGCGCUGCUGAGCGAGAUGUGGGAGGCGAAGCUGGAGCCCGACGUCGUCAGCUACAACGCUGGGAUCAGUGCGUGCGAGAAGGGCGAGCAGUGGCAGCGGGCUGUGGCGCUGCUGAACGAGAUGUGGACAGCGAGGCUUGAGCCCAACGUCAUCAGCUGCAGCGCUGGGAUCAGCGCGUGCGCGACGGGCAAGCAGUGGCAGCGGGCUCUGGCGCUGCUGAGCGAGAUGUGGGAGGCAAAGCUGGAGCCCAACGUCAUUAGCUACAACUCUGGGAUUAGCGCGUGCGAGAAGGGCGACCAGUGGCAGCGAGCCCUGGCGCUGCUCCGCGAGAUGCGGGAGGCGGAGCUGGAGCCCAACGUCAUCAGCUACAACGUUGGAAUUCGCGCGUGCGGGACGGGCGAGCAGUGGCAGCGGGCCUUGGCGCUGAUCACCGAGAUGUGGGAGGCGAAGCUGGAGCCCAACGCCAUCAGCUACAGCGCUGGGAUCAGCGCGUGCGAGAAGGGCGAGCAGUGGCAGCGGG
Molecule: messenger RNA, 1512 nt
Organism: Prorocentrum cordatum
Lineage: Eukaryota; Dinophyceae; Prorocentrales; Prorocentraceae
Source: the annotation of a GenBank genome assembly